Messenger RNA from Trichobilharzia szidati, 1107 nucleotides. The record is from the annotation of a GenBank genome assembly. Lineage: Eukaryota; Metazoa; Platyhelminthes; Trematoda; Strigeidida; Schistosomatidae.
AUGAAUGUCUCUGUAGAACUUCAUGGUAUAUUCGAUCUAUUCGCAUUGACAUUUCAUGUAUUCGAUUUAUGGUGUGCCAGUAAUGAUGAUGAUGAUGAUGAUGAUGAUCGUGGACGUUCAUGUAGAGAAUUGGAAAAUAUGGAUGAAGAAGACGCAGAAUCUGAUAAAGAAAAUAAAAACAGUGGUGACAAAGAAUUGCACAGUAAUAAUAAAUAUGUGCAAUUCCGUCUGAAUGAUCAAGUGAUAAGCGUUCCAAAGUGUGGCAUCACCGCAUACAUCAUAGACUUUACUAUGUCUCGUUUAGAACAAGAUGAUCGUUUAGUCUAUGUUGACUUAAGUGGUGACCCUACUUUAUUUCAAUCACAGGGAGAUUAUCAGUUUGAUAUAUAUCGUCGUAUGAAAUCACAUAAUCAAAUCAUAGCGACAACGGGACAGAUAAGAUGCUGGCGGCGUUUAUACUUCUUACUUGGCCGAUUGUUUAAGGCUGGUGUAAUAAGUUAUCCCAUACCAACAUUUUCAAUUGAUCAUGAAAACGGAAGGGCUAAUACUCUGUCAAGAUAUUUCUACUUAUUAGAUUGGAGUAAACUUCAUGGUACAUUCGAUCUAUUCGCAUUGACAUUUCAUGUAUUCGAUUUAUGGUGUGCCAGUAAUGAUGAUGAUGAUGAUGAUGAUCGUGGACGUUCAUGUAGAGAAUUGUGCAUUCUACUGCAUUCAUUAAAUGAUUUAGUUUCUAAUUUUACAUCAGUUAUUCCAAAAGUGCCACCUUCAAAGACGGGAACGUUGAAGAUACAGAAUGAAACAACUGUGAAUGGAAAUAAUAAUAAAAAUAAUAAUGACGACGUCAACGAAGAUAACAAGACGACUGAGCCCUCAUUAAAACUGAAUCAAUCCACUUUGACACCUUCAGGAGCGACGAUGAAUCAAUCGAAACGAAGAUUAGAAGCAGUAGAGGAGUCGAUUGCGGAAGACAAUAAUAAUAAUAAGACAAGGUAUUUGCAGAUGAAUGACGACAAUAAUAAUGAUGACAACAAGAACAAAGUGAAAACUACUGAGUCCUUACUAACAACACAUCGAUCUACCCUACCCCCUUCAAAGAGGAAGUCGUAG